This is a messenger RNA of Saccostrea cuccullata (small rock oyster), 1377 nucleotides long. Its product is annotated as protein draper-like. NCBI's taxonomy places the organism in Eukaryota, Metazoa, Mollusca, Bivalvia, Ostreida, Ostreidae. Gene Ontology annotation, molecular function: scavenger receptor activity. Gene Ontology annotation, biological process: heterophilic cell-cell adhesion. The coding region runs from base 1 to 1377 and encodes 458 amino acids. The transcript is spliced from 12 exons. The record is from RefSeq and is a predicted model, not a curated record.
AUGAUUGGGGUGGAUGGUUCAACAAAUGGCUUUACGACACGAUUCCUUGGAUUUCAAGUAUAUAUUUCAAAUACUACAGACAGACUUAAAGGUCACUUAUGUUUUCAUGACACAAACUACACCAUAAGCACAAUACCUGCUGUCGUCAAUAUAACUUGUCCUGUACAUGGACAAUAUGUCAUCUACCACAACGAGAGAAGACCCGGUGUUACUUAUCCUGAUGAUUAUUCGAAGUAUGCCUACAUUGAGCUGUGUGAGGUAGAAGUUUAUGGAUGUCCAGACCCCACACACUAUGGAUCCGAUUGUUCAUAUAAAUGUUCAACAAACUGCCUUCAAUAUUGCGAUAUAGUGUCUGGAAAGUGUCCAAGUUGUGCUCCUGGUUACAAGGGUAAAUGGUGCGAGCAAGUUUGUGAUGAUGGAUUGUUUGGGGAUGGCUGUAGCCUAGUUUGUGGGCAUUGCAAACAAUUGGCUGAAUGUCACCCAGUAGAUGGAACGUGUUUGAAUGGAUGUUCCCUGGGAUAUCAAGGACCCUACUGCAAUAAAAAAUGUGACAGAGGAUUUUAUGGGGGUAAUUGCAGCAUGCCUUGUGGACAUUGCAUCAGUCCUGCCUGGAAGGAUCCUUUGGAAGAAAUUGUUCUGAGACGUGUAGCAGUGCAUGCUAUGGUUCGACGUGUAACGGAACAAAUGGUAAAUGUGACAAUGGAUGUUAUCCGGGUUGGAGGGGAGAUUAUUGCAACGAAGCCUGCAGUGAAGGAUAUUUUGGAGAAAAAUGUGUCCACAAGUGUAACGAUACAUGUAAAGGAUGUAACAAUGUUAAUGGCGUCUGUGAGCAUGGAUGUCAUACUGGAUGGAAAGGAGACUUUUGUGAUGAAGGGAGGGUCAGAGUGCGAUUACAAUCAAUAUGGAACAGCCUGCAAUAAGACAUGUGGUAAUUAUAUCAAUAGCGAGACAUGUCAUCACAUCAAUGGUUUUUGCGUCAAUGGUUGUGACUCUGGAUAUCAGGGAAAUAAAUGUGAUCAAGUUUGUGAGUUUGGAUUUUACGGGAUAAAUUGCAGAGAUGUCUGCAGUACGUUUUGUAAAGUAUCACGUGACUGUCAUCACGUAACUGGUGUCUGUAAAUUUGGCUGUAAAGCUGGAAUGACUGGGCUUGAUUGUCUACGAGUUGAAGACAACGACAUGUACCAAGCUAGAUUUUAUGGCAUUUUGGUACUAUUUUGUGUAACAAUGGUUUUCAUUGGGCUGUUCCUAUCUUACAAAAUCAGGAACUGGAUUAAAGAAUCGCAAGAAAGAAAUAACAAGACUCAUCAUCAUCAGAAAGAUGACGUGACCCUUCAUAAAAUAGACGAUUUUGCAGUUGAAAAUAUUUACGACAAUUAA